UAACAAAAAAUUCAUUCAGCCAGCCCCAGCUGAGAGCUGUGACGUGCCUUGCAAGUUGCAAAAUAAAUAAACAAUUAGCCAACAGCCAGGCACAUUUUGUGUUUUGUCAAGGCUUUUAAUACCGGUAAUUUGAUUGAUAAGUGCCAACUUCAACCUAAACCACCAAAAUGUUACUUAUUAAUCCAUUUAAACAAUCAUUUCGAAAUCCUUCUACUCGAUCCAUCUUUAAUCUACGCAAAAAAAAGGAUUUUGGAAUUUGCAAUCCUGUCACUGUAGGCUGUGUUUCCCCUGAAAGACCAGUACCUGAAUCCGUUCGAAAACCUCCUUACUACUUCAAAUACAUGCCACCAGGCAACACCAUUGGAGAAGUUGAAAUCAAAUCCAGCGAACAAAUCUAUCGUCUUCGAGCCAGUUGCAAACUUGCCGCCAAAAUCCUUCACUCUUGCGAAGACAUCGUUAAGGUAGGAAAUACAACAGACGACAUCGACGCCUUUGUCCAUGAGAAAAUCAUUGCCGCUAAUGCCUAUCCAUCGCCACUACGCUACGCUGGCUUCCCAAAAUCCAUAUGCACAUCGGUAAACAACGUCGCCUGCCAUGGCAUCCCCGACAAUCGACCGCUCAUGGACGGUGAUAUAGUCAAUGUCGACAUAACAACCUAUUACAAUGGUUACCACGGCGAUUGCUCCAAGACAUUCAUGGUUGGGGAUGUAGACGAGAGGGGCCGUUACUUAGUCGAAUCCACCCAAGAAUGUCUGAUGGAAUCGAUCAAACUCUGCAGCCCUGGGAAACCAUUCAAUACAAUUGGCAAAUUCAUAAGUACUUUUGUAAAAAAGAAAAACUUGGGAUUGAUUCCGGCCUUCAUUGGUCAUGGCAUCGGGAGCUAUUUCCAUGGGCCACCUGAGAUCCUUCAUUAUAAAAACAGUAUGCCUGGAAUCAUGGAACCAGGUAUGACGUUCACAAUCGAACCGAUUCUCACUCUUGGUGGCCCCGAUAUUGAAAUCCAGGAAGAUGGAUGGACGGCCUUAAGUGUCGAUGGUGCUAGAAGUGCUCAGUUCGAGCACACUGUACUCAUCACCCAGAAAGGCUAUGAGGUUCUAACCGCAUUAGAUUAAGAAAAAAAAACCAAUAAAAUUCCUGUGCAAAUGUGCAUUUUAUUUUAAA
This is a messenger RNA of Episyrphus balteatus (marmalade hoverfly), 1161 nucleotides long. RefSeq names its product methionine aminopeptidase 1D, mitochondrial. The record is from RefSeq and is a predicted model, not a curated record. NCBI's taxonomy places the organism in Eukaryota, Metazoa, Arthropoda, Insecta, Diptera, Syrphidae. Bases 168 to 1112 code for a protein of 314 amino acids. Gene Ontology annotation, biological process: proteolysis. Gene Ontology annotation, molecular function: metalloaminopeptidase activity. The transcript has 3 exons.